AUGGGCAAGACCAAGGUCGCGGACAAGUCGUCCAAGAAGGAGAAGAAGUCUGAGCUCGCGAGCGUCAAGGCUGGUCGCGUCACCAAGCCCGCUGCUACUCCCAAGUCGAAGAGCAAGGACAUUGCCAAGUCAGUUGCUUCCAACGUCAAGGACAAGAAGAAGUCGAAGAAGGCUCCUACCCCAGAGCCUGAGUCUGAUUCUUCGUCUGAGAGCGAGAGCGAGAGCGAAGAAUCCUCUGAGAGCAGCAGCGAGGAGGUCGAGCAGAAGAAGACUCCUGCCAAGGCUGCUCCUAAGGCCGCUGCUAAGGCCGACUCCGAUUCUGACUCUUCCGACAGCAGCGAGGAAGACAGCGACAGCGACAGCAGCGAGGAUGAGAAGCCUGCUCCCAAGGCCAAGGCCAACGGUGUAAAGAAGGCCGCAGCCAAGGCUGAGUCCAGCGACUCCGACAGCGACUCCAGCAGCGAGUCUGAGGAUGAGAAGCCCGCCGCUAAGGCUGAGGCCACCUCCACCUCCGACUCUGACGAUUCCUCUGACGCCGACUCCGACGACUCCUCCGCUUCCGAGAGCGAGGAGGCUCCCUCCAAGAAGCGCAAGGCUGAGGAGGCCGCUGCUCCCGCUGUCAAGAAGACCAAGACUGAGGAGCCCGCCGCUGAGGAGGGUAUCAAGAACCUUUUCGUUGGCAACAUGAGCUGGAACAUCGACGAGGACUGGCUCCGCCGCGAGUUCGAGGGUUUCGGUGAGAUUGUUGGCUGCCGUGUCAUCACCGACCGCGAGACUGGCCGCGCUAAGGGUUUCGGUUACGUCGAGUUCGCCAACGCUGCCGACGCCGCCAAGGCACAGAAGGAGAUGCACGAGUACGAGCUUGACGGCCGUCAGCUCAACGUCGACUUCAGCACUCCCCGCGCUAAGCCCGAGGCCAACGGUGCCCGUGCCAACAAGUACGGUGACAAGCGCAGCCCUCCCAGCAGCACCCUCUUCCUCGGCAACGUCUCAUUCGAGUGCUCCAACGAGAGCAUCCAGGAGGUCUUCCAGGAGUACGGUAACAUCACCCGUGUCUCUCUUCCCACCGACCGUGACACCGGCUCCCUCAAGGGUUUCGGAUACGUCGACUUCGGUUCCCAGGAGGAGGCUACUGCCGCUCUUGAGGCUUUGAACGGCCAGGACAUCGGCGGCCGUGCCAUCCGCAUCGACUACGCUCAACCUCGUGAGGACAACGGUGGCGGCGGUGGCUUCGGUGGUGGCCGUGGUGGUGGUCGCGGUGGACGUGGCGGCGGCCGUGGUGGCUUCGGCGACCGCGGUGGUCGUGGCGGAGGCCGUGGCUUCGGUGGUGGUCGCGGAGGCGGCCGUGGCCGUGGCGGUGACCGUGGCGGCCGCGGUGGCUCAUUCAACCGUGGUGGCUUCGGCGACUUCCAGGGACAGAAGAAGAGCUUCGACUAA
Alternaria conjuncta is the source of this 1437-nucleotide messenger RNA. RefSeq lists its product as uncharacterized. The transcript has 2 exons. Lineage: Eukaryota; Fungi; Ascomycota; Dothideomycetes; Pleosporales; Pleosporaceae. The record is from RefSeq and is a predicted model, not a curated record. Gene Ontology annotation, molecular function: mRNA binding. The coding region runs from base 1 to 1437 and encodes 478 amino acids. Gene Ontology annotation, cellular component: cytosol.